CAGAGACAUCGUACCAUCAGCUGCCAGAAUCUCGAAAAAUAGGAAAAUUGUCUAAAAUCGUCGUUGUGAGGGCGAAAUCUAAUGCAGAGUGGAGAUAUUCUGGUCCUAGAAUUCAUAUUUAAGAGGUCCAAGUUAUGGCAGGACUAGGACACAUCUUGUUGAAGAACUCAAAUCUGAUUGGACAACACCUUAGUGAUGUCUCAUGUAGGGCUUUUAAUGCCUCCAGCCCCUACAAUGCGAUCAUCCUGUUGACCAGACUUCGGUGUGUUGACAAUUCGUCCUUGGGAGCGGAGAGCAUCAGGCACAAACCCCCACGCUGCAUCCACGUCUACAACAAACAGCGAGUCGGCAAUGUCGGGGACAAGAUCCUGGUGGCCAUCAGAGGGCAGAAAAAGAAGGCAUUGGUCGUAGGAGUGAGGAGACCCGGUUCCAGCAUGUUGCCUCGAUUUGAUACGAACAAUUUAAUACUUCUAGAAGAGAACGGUAACCCUACAGGAACAAGGAUUAAGGUACCAAUCCCAUCCCAUCUCAGGAGCAGACCGGAGUUUUCAAAAGUAUUUGCUAUCGCGAGUAAAUUUGUAUGACAAAUCUUGUAAGACAUCGUGAUUUCAAUUUCAAUACACAUGCCUGACAUCAAUAUUGUGCUCAUUAUUAAACAAGAAAAGAACUUUCGAAUUGGUCCGAAAGCUCUUGCAUCAUGAAAGGAGUCUACAAAAGCAGUUUGGCUAGUGUUUUGCACAUCAUUUUGAAUUAUCGGUAGUCCAAAUUAUCAUGCUUGUCGGACUAGGAAGGUGUUAUCGAAGGAGCUGGUAAGCAUUCUAAAGGGUAAAACUUAUCAGAUGAGUAAUAAGAGCCCCUUUUUCAUCUUGAAACAUCAUGUGUCUUUAAGUCACUGAUAAGUAUCAUCCAAUCAUCAUCAGAUAAAGUAAGCUUUUCCUUCAUACAAUGUAUGCACAUCAUCCACUCUCUUGGGAAUAUUCCAGUUGGUUAUUGUGUGAGGUACUCACAGUGCUGGCCAAUCUACGGUGACUUUGACAUCCAUUCCGUGGGGAAUAUUCCAGUUAGUUGCAGUGUGAAGUACUCCCAAUGCUGGGCAAUCUAGAGUGACGUUGGCAUCCUCCACUCCCUGGGGAGUAUUCAUGUUACCAAAGGGCACUAGUGCUGCAGUUGGAUCUAUGCACCCAGCUUCUCAUUCACUGCUUUGGUGCAAAAUACCAGCUCCAUACAUACGGACAUACAUGCAUAGAUACGUAUCUAUAGGUAAUAUAUAUUGAAUAUCCAAUUCAUUCAAAUUGCAAUGUAUCCUGUAAAUUUGUGUGGGGAUUCUGUUUGAAUAGGCACAAUGGAGAACUCCACACACAUCAUUUUAACAGGUAAUUACAUUUAAUCCACGCUUUGCUAUCUAUGAGAAUAAAUACUUAGCCUGUGCAUAUUUAUUUUCACAUUUAUGUACUUUUUUUCAGUUGAGAAAAGUGUGAAGUUGUAAAAGAGACUGACCCUGCUUGUAACAUUAUGAUGCAGUUGAUAUUAAACAAGUCAUUGAAAGGAAAAGUAUGAA
Lytechinus pictus (painted urchin) is the source of this 1558-nucleotide messenger RNA. Its product is annotated as large ribosomal subunit protein uL14m-like. NCBI's taxonomy places the organism in Eukaryota, Metazoa, Echinodermata, Echinoidea, Temnopleuroida, Toxopneustidae. Bases 135 to 584 code for a protein of 149 amino acids. The record is from RefSeq and is a predicted model, not a curated record. Gene Ontology annotation, biological process: translation. Gene Ontology annotation, cellular component: mitochondrion; ribosome. The transcript has 3 exons. Gene Ontology annotation, molecular function: structural constituent of ribosome.